GCCUACGUGGCGGAGCUGGUGUACCCCGACGAUAAGGGGCGCAGCUCCGCUUCGAGUUUGAGCGGCGAAGGCCAUGGAGGAGGAGGCGAGGAGGAGAGCUUGGGGGAGCUUCGGAGGGGCGAGAUGGAGCCCUAGCUCUGAUCGAGGGGGCUCGUCUUCGACUUCUCGUUCUUGUUUGCCGCGCGAGCAAUGGGGACCGGAUCCGAUUGUGGAGAUGGAGCUCGACGCGGCGCAGGCUCUGGCCGAGAUGGCCAUUCUAGAAGAGAAGGAGGACAAGAGGAUUGAGGACGACGGCUCUCCUUCUAGGUUUCGAGGGGUAAGCUUCAGAGAAGGGAAGUUUUGGGGAUUGGAGCAUGAACAUUUGGUUGGCGACUGUCAAGAAGUUAACAAAGCUGUCAAAGAUAGAGUGAAGGAAAGAAAAAGCGGACAGCAGAUUUCUGAAUUCCCUAAAGCAGACAUCACCUGCCCCACUAGUCACACUCCAUCCUCUGGUAGAGUGAAGCAAAAUCUGACCGAGGCUGAGAAGGAAGCAAAGAGAUUGCACAGGAUCCUCUCUAAUAGAGAGUCAGCUAGGCAGGCAAUUCGUAGGCGACAGGUCAUUCGCGAGGAGUUGACCAAAAAAGUUGCUGAUUUAUCGUUGAAAAAUAAGAAUAUAAAGAUGGAAAAGGAGUUGGUCAUGAAAGAGUACCUUUCCUUGAAGGACACAAACAAACAACUAAAGGAGCAGAUUUCAAAGGCAAUGAGGUGCGAGUUUGGGACAAGUGCAGAGACCAUGUCCAUGCAGGUGGAGAUAUCAGCAUCUUCAUCAACUAAUCUCCCACCAAUGAUAUAUAGCAGACUGCCUCUGGUGCCAUAUGUUUGGCCUCCCUGGCCCAUUUCUACAAUCACUAGACCUUGCCAUGAGCAUGAUAGUCUUGGUAUAUUCAGUGGAUUAAGGCCACAUUUCAAUAUGCCACCCUGUGCUUGGUUUUAUCCGUCUCUACAUGAGAUACCUGGAUCCUGUUCUCAACAUUCUCAUUCAUCUGAAGAAAGACAUGAAGAUCCUGUCAGUAUACGACAUGGUUUAGGACAAUCUUAUGGAGCACUGGAUUAUGAAGAGAAAGCAAUGAUGCAUAGCAGUAAGGAAACAGAUCUUUCUUCGCUGCCUGCAAUUGUCACUCAGAAAGAGGAAAAUGCUACUACGGACAACCAAGGGUUACUUGCAACAAUUCCAACAGAGCAUCAGAUGUCAAGGCAUUGUCCAGAUAAACUAGUGCACAUAUCUUCUCAUUGUAGGACUUCAGUUUCUUCAUCAGAUGCUAAAGGUGGACCAGUGACAGGCCAUGAUGAUGGAACUUCACCAGAAAAAUCCGGAGGAGCUUGUUCUCGCCCUAAUGAGAAAUUAUUGAUUACAGCUGCAGCAGCACAAGCCCGGAAGCGAAGGAAAGAACUCACAAAGUUAAAACAACUCCAUGGAAGACAGGCUGGAUUGCGCUCCUAAGCUCUGAGAUGGAUGGUAAUUAAUGUAUCUCAGCUCAUAUUACCAAGUUUUGAUCCAGAUCAUGUUGGUGGUUGGAGGUUUGGUUUUCA
Messenger RNA from Phoenix dactylifera (date palm), 1569 nucleotides. RefSeq lists its product as uncharacterized. The record is from RefSeq and is a predicted model, not a curated record. NCBI's taxonomy places the organism in Eukaryota, Viridiplantae, Streptophyta, Magnoliopsida, Arecales, Arecaceae. Gene Ontology annotation, molecular function: sequence-specific DNA binding; DNA-binding transcription factor activity. Gene Ontology annotation, cellular component: nucleus. Gene Ontology annotation, biological process: regulation of DNA-templated transcription.